AUGAGUAGAAAAGGAGUUAUAGCCAAAAGAGUGAAGGCUGCUCCAGACGGCCAUAUCGAGAAUCAGCGCCGAACGCGCAGACCGGCUGGCCGAGGAACGAAUGUUCCGCGCUCGGCCAAAACCGUAUUCGUCCGACUGAAGUCUCGGCCAAAGUCCAAACCACUCGGCCGAUCACACAGCACGACCCGGGAAACAUUGUCCCGCGGUCGGCCAAGCCAACGCCACGCCACCCGCGCACGACCAAGCGCGCGAGCCGGGAACAAGCCUCGCGGCCGCGCAACUCCUUCGCGUACCACGGCCGAUGCAUCCGUCCGAGCCGGGAAGAACGUCCCACGUCCGGCCGAGAAACCAUCGGCCAAAUCAUCCGCCGACCAGCCGGCCGACCGUGAAAUCAUCCGGCCCGACCGUUCCGACUCGGCCAAAGACCCGACUGUCCGGCCGACCGUCCCGACGACCGUCCGAACGCCGCGGUCGACCCGAAGCCGUUUUUGA
Molecule: messenger RNA, 492 nt
Organism: Microthlaspi erraticum
Lineage: Eukaryota; Viridiplantae; Streptophyta; Magnoliopsida; Brassicales; Brassicaceae
Source: the annotation of a GenBank genome assembly